This is a messenger RNA of Musa acuminata AAA Group (dessert banana), 1664 nucleotides long. Its product is annotated as glucan endo-1,3-beta-glucosidase 11-like. Gene Ontology annotation, cellular component: plasma membrane. Lineage: Eukaryota; Viridiplantae; Streptophyta; Magnoliopsida; Zingiberales; Musaceae. The transcript is spliced from 2 exons. Bases 251 to 1522 code for a protein of 423 amino acids. The record is from RefSeq and is a predicted model, not a curated record. Gene Ontology annotation, biological process: carbohydrate metabolic process. Gene Ontology annotation, molecular function: hydrolase activity, hydrolyzing O-glycosyl compounds.
UCGCCGUUCCAACGGCCUCGAUGUACCCGUCGCAGACUGUGCCGUGAUGGUCUUCGAAUCCUACUGCUACGCGUGGAGACGAACAGAUUCGCAACCGUAGGGAAAGCUGCGGAGUUAAAGCAACUCUCUCGGUCGUUUCUCCCGCCCGAGAGAGAGCUAAUUGCGUUCCGCUUUCUUCUCCGUGAUAUGAGGCCGCCGCGAUCGUCUCACGCCGUCUGAUCUCACUGCUUCCCCUCGUGAUCCAGUGGUAAUGGCGGCCCUCUCCCUGCUGCUUCUCCUCCUCGUCCUGGUGCCGAUCUUUACAUUCUCCUCGGCAGCGCAUUCGAACGCCUCCGCGUCGCCGCCGUCGUCAAUCGGCGUGAAUUACGGCCAGGUCGCCGAUAACCUCCCGUCGCCGCCGGAUGUCAUCCCCCUCCUCCUCUCCUUGGGAGCCGCCCGCGUCAAGCUUUACGACGCCGACCCCGCCGUCCUCCGCGCCUUCGCCGGCACCGGCGUGGAGAUCAUCAUCGGCCUUCCCGACCGGUGCGUACCGCGCCUCAUCGCCCCCUCCGCCGCCCUCGCUUGGGUGAAAACCAACCUCCAGCCCUACCUGCCCGCCACCAGGAUCGCCGCCGUCACCGUCGGCAACGAGGUGCUCUCCGGCAACGACUCCGUCCUGAUCCGAUCCCUUCUCCCGGCAAUGCAGUCCCUCCACUCCGCCCUCGUCGCCCUCGGCCUGGACCACCAGGUCGCCGUCACCACCGCCCACUCCCUCGCCGUCCUCGCCGUCUCCUACCCACCCUCCGCCUCCGCGUUCCGACGCGAGCUUCUCCCGUACGUGGCCCCGCUGCUGGCCUUCCUCGCCAAGACCUGCUCGCCCUUCCUGAUCAACGCCUACCCCUACUUCGCCUACAAGGCGGACCCGAAGCGGGUCGACCUCGACUACGCGCUCUUCGAGCCCAACGCCGGGGUCGUGGACCCCGGCUCCGGGCUUCGGUACAGUAACAUGCUCCACGCGCAGGUGGACGCUGUACGGGCGGCGAUCGUGGCGGCGGGGGGAGGGAAGGAGGUGGAAGUGGUGGUCUCGGAGACUGGCUGGCCGUCGGCGGGAGACGACGACGAGGCCGGGGCAACGGCGGAGAAUGCGAGGCGGUACAACGGGAACCUCAUGCGGAUGGUGGCGGCUAGGAAGGGGACGCCGUCGUCGCCCGGGGUACCUCUCCAGGUCUACGUCUUCGCGCUCUUCAACGAGAACCUCAAGCCCGGGCCGUCGUCCGAGCGGCACUACGGUCUCUUCAAGCCCGACGGCACGCCCGCCUACGAUUUCCUGGCGGCGAACUCAUCUGCAACCGUCUCCUCCUCCUCCGGUGGCAACACGGCGGAGUCGCCGUCGCCUGCGACGGACACGUCCUCCACCGGUUACUACACCAUCUCAUCCGCAACGGGGAUGAAGCCGUUACUUUGGCAUCCGACGGCGGUGGUGAACGUGGUGAUGGUUGCGGCUACAUUUCAAUAUUAUGGAGUUUUAGGAUAUUUAGAUUGAUUCUUAGUAGAAUUAAGAUUGAUUUAGAGAAGAAAUAUGAUAGGAAUAUUUUUUUGGCCUUCGAUGUUGGAUGAAUUUUGUACAUGUAAGAGAAUUGCGGGAGCGACGUGCAGAUUAAAGGCAAAAGAAGGAAGAAGAAAGA